UUAUUGCCGCCUUCAUGAAGAGAUUAUGCUAAGGUCUAAAGUACACCUCUUUUAAAGCCGCGAGAGGAGUACUGAAGUCAUGGCGUUCAGCCGGUUUAGCAUGGGAUCAUCCUACAAGCCUUGGUUGACUAUCUUGUUGCUUUACAUAAUCGUAGGUUUACAAAAAACCCAAGUCGCCACGACGCAUUCGCCUACGAAAGAAUGCAUCCAUUACCAUGGAGCAUGUAAUUCAUAUUUCCUAAACUCCACAGAGCAUCGCUUUAUUAACACGACUCUUGGUUUCAACGCCACGGAAAAUAUUGCGAUUCGAUUUCUGGACUUUUCUGGGAAAACGUACAAAACAAAACCAGAUAAGACUUGUGAAGCGAUCGUGAAUCAAACAAUCUGUUUCUUUCUGUUUCCAUAUUGCUCAAUGGAGCAUAAAAAACUAGAUUAUUGUCGUGAAGACUGCAACUACCUUUUUGAGAUCUGUGGUGGUGACAUCAGCCUGAUUGUUGGAGCUGGCAAAGCUCUCCUUCAAAACAAGCUACCGGCGAAAAUAUUCCGUUUCGACAGCUGCAAAGAUUUCAAAAGUUCUAAGGAGGAUUUUGGAAACGACUCAUGCAGACAUCUGCCAUUUAUUAAAAUUCCUCCAAAGAUGAGCAAAACCAAGGAGUUAGACAAGGGCGUGAUCAUCACGAUCGCUGUUCUCGUUCCACUAUCCGUGUUUAUUCUCGUUCUCUGCGCCAUUCACCAUCGACGCAUGACUAAGAAAGCAAGACUGAACUCAAUUCUGUACGAACCUGGCAAAGAAGAAACUGGAGUGAACAAGGAUAGACUAUCAAAUGUCGUUUCAAUGAGAGAUCGUAUUCGGGAAUGGAAAGUAGCACCUUCAGAAUUGGUCGAACUUGUCGAUAUAUGCAAGUCGAGAGGCGUGCUGGAAAUUCCUGUGGAUGAUAUUGAGUACUUGAAAGAUCUCGGCUCUGGUCAAUAUGGCUUAGUUUUUCAAGGCAAAGUGAUUGAGGACAUUGACGGUGAAACAUCUAGUAUUGUUGCCGUGAAAACAUUGAGAGAGGGAUCUUCACAAGAAGCCAUCAAGGAAUUCUGUCAAGAAGUCAAUAUUAUGUCGACGUUUAGUCAUCCAAAUGUUGUCAAAUUGAUUGGUGUAUCCUUGACUGGCGAACCAUACUGCAUGAUAUUCGAAUUCGUAGAAUUUGGUGAUCUGGCGAGUUUUCUAAGAAAUUGUGAUGAAUUCGCAGAAGACGCAAACUCUGCGUACCCAAAGAUAACGGUCACAGACCAGCUGGCAAUAGCAGUGCAAGUCGCCUCAGGAAUGAAGUACAUAUCGUCGAUACGCUGUGUACAUAGAGAUUUAGCUGCGCGGAACUGUCUCGUUGGUAGAGGACUGGUGGUGAAAAUCAGCGACUUUGGAUUAUCACGUGACGUCUAUGUUUCCGAAUACUACAGAAUGGACAAGACAAGAAUGCUCCCUGUUCGUUGGCUUCCUCCGGAGGCGUUCGUUGACGGGAAGUUCACGACGUAUUCCGAUGUCUACUCGUAUGGUGUUCUACUCUGGGAGGUUUUUACGUUUGCGAUGCUACCAUACAAUGACCAUGAUAAUAAUAAAGCCAUGGAGUUGAUUCUGGAGGGUGUUCUCCUUGAAAAGCCUGAUAUUUGCCCGAGGCCUGUGUAUGACAUCAUGUUGAAAUGCUGGGAUGCCGAUCCAGAGAAACGCAUUUUGUUCCCUGAGAUCAUCAACGAGUUGUGUUCGCUGGAUGACUUUGGACAACGCUUUGAGGCGAAGGAGGAACAAAUUCUUGAAAAUUUCAAAGCUCGUUCGCUCUCGAACUCUUCCAAAAUGGCCGAGGACAGAUUACCCAGUUACACCAACCAAAGUUGCAAUCGUGAUGAUGAACAGCCAAUCAACGUGGAGAGACUAUCGCCUCAGCCAAUCACAAUGGCACCCAGUAGCCACUAUUCUAAACCUCCCUGUAAUAAAGCUCAGUCUGAGACUGCUAAAAAAGCCGGCUAUGAUGGGUUCGUUACAUUACCUAAAUCUGUCAACGAUGUACCUGCAGACGAGCGGAAUCGGAGUGAGGGCCUUCGGGCAGUGCAUGAUUUCACACCUCCAGAAAUCUCAUAUGGAAAGGAUGACGAUUCAGCACCCAUAUAUGGAAAUUUUGAAUCAGCGCCCAUAUACAGUAAUGUUGAUGUGGAUGAUGAGGAAUCCGCACCAAUAUAUGGGAAUGUGGACCCGUAUGAUGUUAAUGACCCUAACGAUUCCGGGGAAACCUACGAUGUCCCUCCAAAGCUCGAAGAUGAGGAAACAUAUUCGGUCCCACCGGUACCUCGCAAAGGUUACGAUGCGGAUUCCCAGGAAACAUACGAUGUACCACCAAAAGCACCUGCUGAUGGAUCAGAAGAAACGUAUGACGUCCCCCCUAAACAAGGAGAUGAACCCGAAGAGACCUACGAUGUACCUCCUAAAUCAAACGAAUACCCUGAUGAACCUCAAGAAACGUAUGAUGUCCCUCCUGGAUUGAUGAAGAUACCACUUAUAAAACAAGAUGGAAUGUUGACAGAGGGAGAGGAGACGUAUGAUGUACCACCGAGACCGGAGAAAAAUGAAAUAUACCAGAAUUCCUUGCCGGUUAAAGCAAAGACUGAACACUACUCCGUGCCCCAAUCCCCUUACCUGAAACGGAAAAAUGAGAACAGGAACAAUGAAAACCCGAGCCAAAACUUGUCUUCGCCAUCACGAGGUGAAAGACGCUCGUACGAAAAUGUAGAUUUUGAUGGCAAACCGUUGAUUACGUCAUAAGUACUAAACAUAAUACCGAAUAAAUGGUUAAAUGGUGUCAGGAUGUUGUGUCAUCGGUAAAAAAAUCCGAUCAAAUGUAGCGUAUACGUAAUGUUAGGGCUAGCAUUCCACAACUUUAAUAGUCUUUAAAACAACGCGGUUUAAUCAUAAACACUUUAGUAUACUUAACACUAGGAGUGGUCAGAAAGUCAAUUGAUAAAUCACCAUUUCUUACGGCUCAAUGCUGUUCGACGAAGCCGGCGUGCGUUGUGACGGUGACAAUUACAAUGCAAUGCGCGCAAGUGAAAUGUGUGCCAAUAAUUAUUUUUGAUUAGCGAUGAUUUAAUAACUGGAACUCUAAGUAUCGAUAAUUUGCGUACCAAAAAAAAACUCCCGUUGUCUGCAUGAGAUGGAUAGUGGGCGGUCUGAUGAAGAAGAAUUAAAGAGGAUUGAUCUUGCGAUAACCUUGCCUGUCUUCCGCGUGACAUAAGAACAGUUAUUUUUGUUUCACAAAGAAUAUACGUAAAUCGUUACAAAGCCAUUGUAAUUACUUCACUAGAUAAAUACAUAUGCUGCAUCUAUGAA
This is a messenger RNA of Dendronephthya gigantea, 3364 nucleotides long. Its product is annotated as vascular endothelial growth factor receptor 2-like. Gene Ontology annotation, biological process: cell surface receptor protein tyrosine kinase signaling pathway; protein phosphorylation; positive regulation of kinase activity. Gene Ontology annotation, cellular component: signaling receptor complex; membrane. Gene Ontology annotation, molecular function: protein binding; ATP binding; transmembrane receptor protein tyrosine kinase activity. The transcript has 10 exons. Lineage: Eukaryota; Metazoa; Cnidaria; Anthozoa; Malacalcyonacea; Nephtheidae. The record is from RefSeq and is a predicted model, not a curated record. Bases 80 to 2800 code for a protein of 906 amino acids.